GCGCCCCGCGGCUCCGUCGGAACAGCCGCGCCUGCGUCGCGGGGUCGGACGUGACGUCAGGCUGGCUCCAGGGACGCCCCUGCGGCGUGUCCCAGCCACUCUCCAUUUCCGUGAAGCUGGGGAUUCGGACAAAGUAGAAACGAGGAAAAAAGGAAUGACCCUCUAGCCCGGGCGACCUAACGCGGAAAUACAGGCAGUUUCGACACUCGUUUACCGACUCCAAAGAUAAAAGCUGAGACACUCCGCCCCUCUCGCCCCUGUGGGCGCCUCUGGCCUAUCACGCGCCAGGCCUCGCGCGAGUCCCGCCCCCGAUGUCCCCUUCGGCCUAUCUCGGGGCGUGCCUCGCGCAGGGCCCGCCCCCGACGCAGGAGCGUGGCCCUCCGGCGGCCUAUCCCACCCCGUGUGCCCAGGGCACCGCCCUCUCCCAGCCCCGGCGCGCCCACUCGGCCCCUGGCGUUUUCCCGCGCUGCGUGGGAGCACCGCCCCCGAUACCUCCCCUCGCCUAUCCCGCGCCCUGUGGCCCGCGAGCCCCGCCUCUGCCCUCGCGCCCGGCCUAUCCCGCGCGGCGCUGAAUGCGAGCCCUGCCCGCUCCCCGCGCGGGGGUUGGCGCUCGUCUGAGACGUCACCAGCGCGGCGAGGCGGACGCGGAGUUUCCCUUGGCCCGCGGCGAUGCCCAAGCGGGGCAGCCCCUUCGGGGACGCGGCCCCGCUGCAGCUGAAGGUUCGCGUGGGCUGGAAGGAGCUGGGGCGCGGCGUGUGCGCCGAGCGUUACUCGCGGGAGAUCUUCGAGAGGACCAGGCAGCUCCUGUUUCGAGGGGCCCAGGCCUACAUGCACCACGCGUGGGAGGAGAGCUGCGCUGUCGUUGACCUGCCGGAGUCCCCGAAGCCUGGUCCCGUGGAGGCCCCUCGGGCCGCGCGUGGGCAGAUGCUGAUCGGACCGGACGGACGGCUGACCAGGAGGGGAGCCCAGGCCUGCGAAGCCGACGUGUCCGGGGUGGCGUCCAGAGCCUGCUCCUCGUGCGUGCGAGCCGCGGACGGGACGGCGGCGUGUGGCCAGUGUGAGCGUGCCUUGUGUGGGGGCUGCGUGCGCACCUGCAGGGGCUGCGGGGCUGCGGCCUGCGCCCUGUGCACCCUCGUGGACUGCGGUGACGCCCACGAAGAGGUGCUCUGUGCCGGCUGCGCGGUGUUCGAAGCCUGAGGGCUGGAGCGGCCGCCGUGCCGGGACAGCCUCGCUGGUGCCUGCGGGGGGAGGGGGGGGGUCCUUUUUGAUACUUGUGCUCCUAGAGACCGACUGAAUAAAUCCUGUAUAUUUGGGUAAGA
Messenger RNA from Phyllostomus discolor (pale spear-nosed bat), 1319 nucleotides. It is a transcript of the gene SIVA1, whose product is annotated as SIVA1 apoptosis inducing factor. The transcript has 4 exons. The record is from RefSeq and is a predicted model, not a curated record. Lineage: Eukaryota; Metazoa; Chordata; Mammalia; Chiroptera; Phyllostomidae. Gene Ontology annotation, molecular function: CD27 receptor binding. The coding region runs from base 670 to 1197 and encodes 175 amino acids. Gene Ontology annotation, biological process: extrinsic apoptotic signaling pathway.